Messenger RNA from Ectocarpus siliculosus, 1252 nucleotides. The record is from the annotation of a GenBank genome assembly. Lineage: Eukaryota; Phaeophyceae; Ectocarpales; Ectocarpaceae.
CUCUCUCUCCUUUCCACCAAACAUGCGUCGGUGUAGACCUUGCGCCCUUGCAGCAGCGGCAACGACAUGCUGCUGCUUGAGGUUCAGCCAAGGGUGGAACCCCGUUGCCACUCUGAACCCCGGUUUGACCUCUGCGGCAGCGAGAGCUACACCAUGGUCUCGUGCGGCUCGGGUGGCUUCAGCUCGGCCAUCCCAACAUACCCGAGCGAGAGCAGCAAUAGCAGCAGCGGUAGCGCCACGUGAUCCCUGGGAAGCAGCUGGCCAGGAAGCGAAGGAGGGCGACGAGAAAGGGAAAAAGAAGGCUAUGCCACGCUUGAAGAUGGACGACUCUCCCAUCCCGGAAUACCUGAUCGACAUGCUCAAAGAGUCGGGAGACGUCGACGAAGACGGCAAACCCGUGAACGAUUUCUUCGAUCCGGAUGAGGACGACACGUUCGGCACUCAGAGAGAACGGGAUCGCCUCAAGGAAGAGGAACUCUACUACAACGACGUGCCGUUUGGGGACAUGCUCUUCGAGGGCAAGGCUGGCGGCGAGAAUGCGCAGGACACGGGCAGUCUCAUGGAUACCUCCAUCAACAACGCGGUCUUCGAAUAUGGUUUUCCGGUGGAAUUCUUCCUCGACAUGCUCUGCAGGUGGGGAGUUACCCUGCCGAUCAAUCAAGACCGUCGGCUGGGGGAUAUGAUCGACGCGGAGCAGGCGGCGGCACUUUGCGAAGCUCUCACGGGCUUGGAUGCUGCGGAUGUUCGAGAUAAUUACCUCGACGACUCCCUGGAAGACCUGUCGUUCGACCUGGACAUCCCUCUGCCGGAUCUUUUCCAGGCUUGCGCCGCACAAAAAAUCAACCUCCCGAAGGGCGGGGACACGCACAUCACGAUCGACGAGUACAAGCUUCUCCUCGAUACCGUGGUCGAUGGCGGGGAGACGAGCCGCGCCCGCAAGCUCUUCGACGAGAGCCGCGUGACCAACCGCUGGACCGGGCAGAAGGAGGCCAACAGCAGGGAGCUCAACCAGGAGGACAUCGCGAGGGAGAUACAGAAGAACAACGCCGGGUUCGGCUGGAGAGAAGGUCCCCCCAUCCUGGGAGAUGGGGAGGGAGAGCUCCCCCUCGAGCAGGCCCACAUCGGGGGCAGGAUUUUCGGGGAAGAGAUCUUCGCGUCGGGGUACGCAGAUUCGCAGCACCCCGGGGGGUGGGAGGAAGGGGAGGAUGAGGAUGGAGACGACGGUUUUUUUUUUGACGACUUCGGUGCAUAG